AAAUUUUGUCAAAUUUAAAUUAGCCUCGUGGGCUCAAGUGAUCACAAAAUGUUAGAAAUCGCAAGUCACAACGACACAAAUUGAGUGUUAGAGUGUAAAUAUUAAUUAGUUAAAUAUACAAUUUACUUUCAUACCCUUAAUCAUUUAUUAACUAAAAACUCCUUAUUAACUGCCAUAUCCACUAACAACAAAUAAGAUUGAUUUAAACCUAUGCUUAAGCUUUUAGCCUUAAGCACAGGAACCCAGGCCUAGUGAGUCUCUGAACGCGAAGAAGAAGAAGCAGGGCAAUCGUCUCACUCUAAUUGCCGCGAAAAAUCAACAGAUAAAAGGAAACUCCACAACGGCUAGUUUUGCCGAGCUGCACUAAGAUGCCUGGCUGGCAGCCCCUGCGCCUCCCCUCUAACGGUCACAUUACCGUUACAAUUUUGGAAUUUGUAUAAAGCGCUCUCGAAUAUCCUCGCUAAACAUUACUGUCUAUUCAACUUUCCGCUGCCGAUUUUCCAUUUCUCUCAUCUCAUCAAUCUCUUUGUGGAAUACCUCAAUCCGGAUCUUCUUUUUUCCAGUUUACUUUGAGCUCUUUAUUAGCACUUACGCAUCAAUGGAGACUCCUUCCUCAAACAAAAGAAUCACAAGAUCACAGACCCAUUCUCUUGGGCUUAACAACAGCAAUAUCCCCAUGUCCAGGAAGAUGGAAGAUUCAGCCAAGGCUAGUGUUAAGCAGCAGCAGCAAGAAAGAUCCGUACUAAUUGACAUAACAAAUGAUUCCCCGAUUGUUGGGCUAGCGAAGGGAAUCUGGGAGACUCCCUCCUCUGCCACAGCAAAGCAAAGAAGUAACAUACUCAAGAACAGUAACAAAACUCCUGGAUCUGGAGAAGCUCUUCUCAGGGGUCAAGUGAAGACUCUGCUGCAGCGAGUCGAGGAAGAAGCUGAUCAGUCAAAGAUUGGGUUGGAGAAUCGGCCUUUCCUCCGUCUCCAAGGGCUUCUCGACUCUAAUCCCAUGAGACUUCUCGCCCCAACUCCUGCGAAUACCCCGAUGGUCCUUGACGAUCUGACCCAUAACAAUAACAGCAUCAUUCAACAGAUCUCUCCUGUUCCAGUAAUUGAAGAACAGCUCAAGAUUUGUGAGGCCGUGGUGAGUGAAAUGUUCAAGCAAGAGGCAUUGGAAUCUCAGAAGAGUCUGAACAGGCAAUUAUUGAUGGAUUUCUCCGAGAAGUCCGAGUCUGAUUCUUCUCCGGAAUGCUUUUUAGCAUCCAUAGCUGGGACUGAAUCGGGAAGCGAACAGAAGUCGCUGUCACCACAGUCAGAGGUAGCAGACGAUGACAGCGCCUCUCUCUGGUCGAUUCAGGUCAACGCGAGCACCCAUGAUGAUGAAGACCUUGAUGAAGUGAUUGAAGGAGUAGUAGAGGUAGAGGAGCUUUACGAUGAUGACUACAGUGAAGACGAGGAAGAAGAAAGGUAUGAUGAUAGAGGAUUAGUAGUUGAUGAGCUGUGUGAAGGGAUUACUAGAAUGAGUAUGGUGGCAGCCAAGUUCAGUGGGAAGCACAAGAGGUUUGAGUACAAUAGCGACGAUGAGCUGCUUGAGAAGGAAGAAGAAUGCGAGGGAUAGUUCUCGCCUGGUGUUGUCAGAUUGAAGGCGCUUCCGACUCCUAACAGAAAACAUCUCUGAGGUUUCCUGUGGAAGAAGAAAAAGGCGGCGUCUUUUUUGCUCUGUUUUUUUUUAAUCAUUGUUGUUUUUUGCUUCAAUACUGAAGAAGCAAUGGGGGGCGGGGCAUUGAUAUUGAGAAAGCUUUAUUGAUGUCAAUAAUGGAAGUUAUCGGUU
Linum trigynum is the source of this 1819-nucleotide messenger RNA. Lineage: Eukaryota; Viridiplantae; Streptophyta; Magnoliopsida; Malpighiales; Linaceae. The record is from the annotation of a GenBank genome assembly.